AAUAAAAAUCAAAAAAAAAAAAACUCAUAAUAAAAAUUGUGAAAAUGGAAAAAUUCGAAGUACUCAAAUACAAUCAGAUCUCAAUGGGUUGGUUGGGAAUUCAUUCGAAGCGCUUGAACGAACCGACCAAUGAAUUCUUCAGAUCAUUUGUUGCUUUCUUCAUUCUGUUCAAUGUGGUAUCGUUUACAAUCAUUUCAAGUGUCGUGUACGUGUAUAUACACAUACAUAGCUUCGAAAUGAUCGCGGAGCCCUUUUUAGAUGCGUGUUGUGGCACACAAGUGGCGGGUAUGUUUAUAUGCAUCGGAAUCAACAUGAAAAAAGUAAAAAAAUUACAUCUUGUACUACAAGAGCUCGUCGACAAGGAUCGAAAGGAAGUGUUCAAUAUAUAUUGGCAAGUUGAGCAAAAGUGUCGAAAGUAUACCAAAAUCAUUGCCUGCUUUCCAUUGAACUUGAUUUUCGUGGGUACGCUCAUCUACUCCAUUGUUUGCAUUGCAAAUGGAAAUCGGGAUACAUCAACUUGGAAAUUGUUGUACUUCUUCAGUCUACCAAUUGAUAGAGACACAAUUCACAGAUGGUAUAUAUUCUGGUAUGUUGACACCAGUAUUGGUGUGACUUAUUCUUUAAUCCUCAUUACGAUUUCAACGUACUUCGUCUGUUGCUGCUUCUAUCUCGGCGGUAUUUGUGAUCAUUUUGAUUUUCUAACUUAUUCAUUAAAUGAAGAAGUAAAACAGCUUAAUAAAGAAAAAAAUGUCGCAAAAUAUCAACAAAAGUAUGGUAAAAUGAAAGACAAUGUUGCGCAAACUGUAAAUAUUCACAUAAAAUUGUAUGAAAUUUUUAAUAUGGUCGCUGACUUGAACAGUGGAGUCAUAUUUUGGCUUCUUCCUGCCAAU
Molecule: messenger RNA, 890 nt
Organism: Contarinia nasturtii (swede midge)
Lineage: Eukaryota; Metazoa; Arthropoda; Insecta; Diptera; Cecidomyiidae
Exons: 3
Source: RefSeq, a predicted model, not a curated record